AUUCAUGCCAUUUAGACCAGAAAAUUUUGCCCAUAACAUGACUCAAUUCGCAAAAAAUAAAAGACUACCCAUUGAAGAAGACGCUUCCGGAGAUGACCCUAGACCAACAAUAUAUAUAUUUAAAUAAUGAUUAUAAUAUAUUCAAUUUAAUAUAUUUUUUUAUGCUUAUUUAGUUUAGUUAUUAAAAAUAUAAUAUAGGAUUUUUAGUAUUAGUCUUCUCUCUCGGAGCCCUCAAUGACGGAACCCUCGCCGCCAUACCCCCCACCCAAACCGGAUGGCUUGCCGCCCCCACCGCUUCCACCACCCUUGGAAACCACUACUUCUGAAUCGCACAAUCAAACCCUACCUAUUGGCGCUGCCUCUCUUGAACCACAACUUAAGUCGUUUCGUGAUACCUUAAUUGACGGUGAUGCCUCUCGUACACCACCUUUGGUAACAUUGGAGGAAUUGAUCGCUGCUGAAGGAUUGAUGGAAACGAUCACGCCGAUGGCGACGGAUGGUACUAGUAUGGGUGCAGUAAAAAUUCCGAAAGUUAGAAUUCCAAAAGCGUUAUGGCAGCGGCUAUGCACGCCCUUUCAGAAUGCAAUUAUAGUUAAGUUACUAGGGAAGUCUGUUCACUUCCAUGUCCUCCGAGCAAGAUUGCAGAAAGAAUGGCAUACAGAAUACGAGUAUGACUUUAUUGAUAUUGGAUUAGGCUACUACAUCGUUAAAUUUGGUUCGUCUGAAGACCGAUUAAACGUCCUUACAGGAGGUCCAUAUAAAAUCUUUGAUCAUUAUUUGACAGUUCAACCUUGGCAACCUAGUUUCCAACCUGCUCGUGCGAAGGCCCCAAAAACUGCAGUCUGGGUUAAACUUUAUGGUGUUCCUGCGAUGUGCUAUUACGAAGCUGUGGUGCUUUAUGUAGCCCGGAAGCUAGGAAAUCCAAUAAAGGUUGAUAGAGUGACUUUAUUGGCAACAAGGGGAAAGUUUGCUAGAGUAUGUGUUGAAAUUGAUCUUAGCAAGAAACUGCCAUCAUCGGUUGAUCUGGAUUUGGAGGAAUUGCCACAAUCACUUAUUCUAGUUGAAUAUGAGGGUUUACAUAAAAUAUGUUUUCACUGUGGUGAAUAUGGGCAUAAGGAAGAUUCCUGUAGUCUUAAAAACCCACCCAUGGCAGAAAGCAAGGAUCCUGUUACAACUGAUGUGAAUAACAAAGAUCAGGCUAAAGCUAUUGUGGCUCUUAGUCAAACUUUGAAACCAGAAACUGAAGAAAAUAAUAUGGUUUAUGGAUCAUGGAUGAUUGCCAAGCGCAAACCCAGGAAGAAUACCCAAACUAAAAACAUGAAAGGGAAUCAUAACACUGAUACUACUGCUAGACAGGAGAACAUGCAGUUGGCUGGGGCCAAAAGAGGGCUUGAAAAGACUACAAAAGCAAAAGAAACACAUGGGAGAUCCCAUGAGAACAGGGAACAGAGCAGCAAUAGAUUUGCAAUUAUUUCAGAUGUGUUGGAGGAGAAUAAAGAGUUGCUAGGCCAUGAAGAUUCUCAGUCAAUUGAGCAAACUGUUACGCCGACUGAUUUGGCGGAUUCAUUGAAACCGAAUGCCACCAUGGAUAUCAUUCUUGCCCUUAGACCAGAGGUUCAAGAUAAACCUAUUGAAUCAUGUCCAACUACUACUGUUUCUAAUGAGCCCACUAUGUUAACUGGAUCACUAGCCCACCAAACAAAAGCUAGGAAAAAGAAGAACAAGACUAGGGCCUUAAAACCAGUUUCAAAGAUCUCCAAACCACCUCCUUUGAAGCCUCUUGAAGUUGUGACAAUGGAGACAACACAGAUUAACUCUAGUCAGGAGAAGUUGUCUGCAGUACACACCCACCCUCCACCCUCCUUAACACAAAGUCACCCAAUGUCCCAAGGCCACUGCAUGACUUCCCAUCAACUCUCUUUAGAUGGUGAGGUGAACAAUACAGGUCAUCAGCAGUUGCAUUUACUUCAAGUUACUACAUCACAUGAUGAUCCACAGGCACUUGUAGCUCACGCUUCAAACCCAACCAUACACUUAGAAGUGGCUACCUCUCCUCUUACAUCUUCCCAAUGAAGCUUGUUACUUGGAACAGUAGGGGUAUUAAAUACAGCCCAUUCUGGAGGGAAUGUAAAGAACUUAUUAAGAUGCAUAGACCAGAUAUCUUUUGCUUCUUAGAAACAAAAUCUAAUUCUUAUGAUGAUUCCAUGGCUUUUAUGGCACGUUUUGGAUAUGAUGAGCAGUAUCAAGUCCUCUCGCAAGGGAGGGUAGGUGGCUUAUGGCUUUUCUGGAAAUCAAAAUCGGUUUCAUUG
Rubroshorea leprosula is the source of this 2309-nucleotide messenger RNA. NCBI's taxonomy places the organism in Eukaryota, Viridiplantae, Streptophyta, Magnoliopsida, Malvales, Dipterocarpaceae. The record is from the annotation of a GenBank genome assembly.